Stegostoma tigrinum is the source of this 3228-nucleotide messenger RNA. RefSeq lists its product as uncharacterized. Lineage: Eukaryota; Metazoa; Chordata; Chondrichthyes; Orectolobiformes; Stegostomatidae. The record is from RefSeq and is a predicted model, not a curated record. Gene Ontology annotation, biological process: negative regulation of axon extension involved in axon guidance; negative chemotaxis; semaphorin-plexin signaling pathway. The transcript has 10 exons. The coding region runs from base 163 to 1830 and encodes 555 amino acids. Gene Ontology annotation, molecular function: semaphorin receptor binding; chemorepellent activity; nucleotide binding.
GUCUGAGCGGGGGGGUGUGCAGUGGGCACUGUGGGUCUGAGCUGGCGGACAGUGGGCACUGAGGAUCUGAGUAGGAAGGUAGUUAUCACUCUGGGCCUGAGCCGAAGGGGCAGUGAUCACUGUAUCCAAGAGGGUGGACAGGGGCUCCUAGAGCUGAGCAGGAUGUCUGUGAUUGCUAGAAGCCUGUCUGCCCGGUGCCCGGUACUGAAUCACUUCCCCGCUGCCUGCCAGCCUCGCCUGAAAAGCUCUCAGAGCACGAUCGAAGUUAUACCUGUAAACAAGAAUGCGGGCAAACGAGAGAGAAAAUGCUCUGAGGAUGGCAGUGAUGCCCAGGGAAAGUCCUGGCCCCGGUAUGUUGUGGAACGCCUACGACGGUUUGAGAAACUGAAGAGUGAUCACGAAGAGAUGUUGAGGGAGAGGAUUUUACGAGAGAGCCGACCGAUUGAGGUCAGGCUGCCGGGUGGGAAGAGCGUGGAGGGCCAAUCAUGGAAAACCAGCCCGUACCACAUCGCCAGGGCGAUCAGCUGCAGCGUGUCGGAGAGUGCCAUCGUUGCCCGUGUUAACGGUGAGCUCUGGGACCUCCUGCGCCCCCUGGAGGCCGACUCAUCAGUGGAGCUGCUGGAGUUCGACAAUGAGGGAGCUAAAGCGGUAUUUUGGCAUUCCAGUGCCCACCUGCUCGGUGCUGCCAUGGAGCAUCUGUACGGGGGCUUGCUGUGCCGUGGACCCCCCACAGAAUACGGCUUCUUCUAUGACAUCUUCAUGAAUGGCAGGGAUCGAACUUCAGGCUCUGCAAGUUACCGGGACAGUGACGAGAAGCUGAACAAUCAGUGCCAAGCCGAGGGUAUUGGACCUGAAACAAUGAGGUUGCAGUUCACAUUAAAAUUGGCAGCCUCCGGUUACCUGCACAAAGCUCUGCAGCUGGACGGCCAACCUUAUAUCAUCGAGGAAUUGCAACUGUUCCCUGGGCCGGAGCCUGUGCACAGUGUCCUCCUGUCAUCGGAAAAGGCUGCGCUCUACGUCACCUCAUCCACUUCAGUCCUGGAGGUGCCCGUCUCUAACUGCACGGCUUAUCCCAGCUGUGGGCAGUGUGUGUUAUCCCGAGAUCCCUACUGUGCCUGGGACGCCCGUCGUGGAGCCUGCAAGGAGACGAGGGGGCAGCAAAAUGCGUCCCGCUGGCUUCAGGACAUCGAGAAUGCAGAAGCAGGUUCAGUCUGCUUCCCACAGGCUCAGCCGAGAAUGCACACACCAAGGGAAGUGUUUACAGCAGCUCCUGCGGAGCCUGUCAUGGUGACGGUCCCGGAGAACUCGCUGGUCAACUUGCCGUGCCGUGCCCCGUCCAACCUGGCGCAGACGAACUGGACGCACGAUGGGGAGCGGGCAGCAGAGGCAGAGAUGAUUGAACAACCCUUUAGCUUGUGGCUGGUAGCUACCUCAGACCGGCAGGGCCUGUGGGAGUGCUGGGCGACUGAGAAUGGUUUCAAGGCCUUGAUGGCAAGUUACAUGCUCCAGAUGGGGGCGCGAGAGACGCUGGCGGGAGUGGAGGGCCAGCUGCCAUGGGCUGGCAUUGCCGUGAAGACAUACUGGAAUGAGCUGGUACUGGUGAGCACGCUGCUGGCGUUGUCCAUAUUGGCACUGGUCGCCUAUAUAGCCUACCACCGCUCCGAGAGGUGCCGGUCGCGAAGGGGAGCCCGAGUCAGCCAGGUCCCGACGGAUGAUGGAGAACAGGAAGAAAUCCGACCCGGCUCCCAAUCUCCGGAAGACGACACUCGGAUGCGGCAGACACACCACUCAAGUGCCGAGGGGAACCCACAGGAUCACAAUCAGCCCUAAGUGAACCAUACACCUCGCCUGGAGAAACCUGGUGGGAUGGGGUCAGAAGGGGCUGAGGGUGGUGGGGGGUGGUGGGAAACGCACAGAUCUGUACCCCCCCCCCCCCCAAUCCAUGCUGGCUUUCCAUCGGAGCGUGGGUGGGGAAAGGGGAAGCAGAAAGUGCCCUUUUGUCGUGAUGAUGGUCUCGCUCAGGGAUCUGCAAGUAAGGAGUUUUACAUCUUGUCUUUUCCAUUUGCCGCUGCGUCUUUGCUUAGGUGUCUCGUGGGGAUGAUGCGACAGGGUCGGGGGAGCUUGCUCCUUCUCCUGGUCAGACGUGACCUGCUACACCUCGAUAUUCCGGAUGCCCAUUUGCUGGUACAAUUAUCUUUGAGCCUGACCAUCCCUGGCCUGGACCCCAUACACCAUUCAGGCUCAGAGGGCUUGGCACUGUGUAGGAGGGAGGCCUCCAAAAACAUAGCCCUAGGGAUUGUCAGUGUAAGGGACAGUGUCUCCUCCCUGUGGAGCGAGCUGUAGAGACGGUGAGGGAGUCGGGGGUGGGGGGUACAUGGCGAGGGGACUGGGAUGUUUGAUAUCAUUCCAGAGACAUUAGCAUCAGUGCCUGGGCCCAGCAUUUAUCGCCUGUCCCUAACUGCCCUUUCAGAAGUUGGGGGGGAGAGAGAGAAAGAGUGUGUGAGUGUUUGUGUGUGUGUGCGAGAGAGAGUGUGUGUCUGUGUGUGUAUGAUUGUGUGUGUCUGUGUGUGUAUGAUUGUGUGUGUGUCUGUGUGUGUAUGAUUGUGUGUGUGUCUGUGUGUGUCUGUGUGUGUAUGAUUGUGUGUGUAUGAUUGUGUGUGUGUCUGUGUGUGUGUGUGUGUGUGUAUGUCUGUGUGUGUGUCUGUGUGUGUGAGUGAGUGUGUAGGAGAGUGAGUGUGUGCCUGUGUGUCUGUGUGUAUGUGUGUGUGCGAGAGAGUGUGUGCGUGUGUGUCUAUGUGUGUGUCUGUGUGCAUGUGUGUGUGCGCGUGAGUGUGUGUGUGCAAGAGUGAGUGUGUGUGUGUGAGUGAGUGUGUGCUUGUGUGUCUGUGAGAGUUUGUGUGUGUGAGUGUGUCUGUGUGUAUGAUUGUGUGUGUGUGUGUGUGUCUGUGUGUGUCUGUGUGUGAGAGAGAGUGUGUGUGUGUGUAUGAUUGUGUCUGUGUGUGUAUCUGUCUGUGUGUGUGUAUGUCUGUGUGAAUGUGUGUGUGUGAGUGGAGGGGGGGAGGUGUUUCGGGGCUCUCUCUCUCUCUCUCUCUCUCUCUCUCUCUCUCUCGCUGGUGCCUAGAAUCUCUCAGCCUGUCAUUGGUGAGCUGCCUGUUCUGUUUCUGACGGUAAUGCCAUGUCUCUGUAAUUCUGUGUAACACAAUAAACCUGACAUUCUCACAGAAGCAG